Drosophila nasuta is the source of this 856-nucleotide messenger RNA. RefSeq names its product female-specific protein transformer. The transcript has 3 exons. The record is from RefSeq and is a predicted model, not a curated record. Bases 164 to 766 code for a protein of 200 amino acids. Lineage: Eukaryota; Metazoa; Arthropoda; Insecta; Diptera; Drosophilidae. Gene Ontology annotation, biological process: mRNA processing; female sex differentiation.
AUUAAAUCGAAUAUGAAAAACUUCUUCUAAACAUUGUGUAUCGAUACUUAAACAAUCGAUGCACUUCGAUGUUUAGAUACAUCGCUGUACCAUUGCCAUCAUUAAUGAACCGGCCACAAUUCUCAUCGAAACUGCAAGUGCAUUAUUUUACACAAAAUUAAUAAUGAAUGCUGACAGCAGUAGCCGUACUCCGAGAGGCUCCGAAAGACGCCAGCCCAAAAAGAUACCAUAUUUCGCUGAUGAAGCGCGUGAGCGAGACCGAGUGCAGAACCUGCGCAAAAGAACAAGACGCACAACACCACCAAGAGCUCCGAGGUAUGGACGCAGUCAACGUAGCCGAUCGAGAUCCCGUUCCGCUGAUAGAAGCAGAGACCGACUACGACGACAACGGUCCCGAAGUUAUGACCGCAGGCGUAGUCGAAGUGGCAGCUACAAAAAGGUCACUUCGUCAUCUUCAUUCUCGCGUCGCCGGCGAAGUCGUAGCCGCAGUCGAUCGCGAACCCCUCGAAUAAUAACUGUUCCUGUGCCAGUUCCUGCCGCCGACUAUAACUAUGCUUAUGGCUGGUCGCAUCCGCAUCCACCAAGACAACACUACGAUCCAAUGUAUCCCCCGAUGUUGCCAUUUGGAAUGAAUCCCCGUCCACCACGGCCUUACUUUGCCCCAUAUCCACAGUUUCCACCAUUUCAGAGAUUUCACAGAUCUGGAGCAUUUGCGGCUCGUCCACGAUUUAACUAUGUGAGGAAUGUGCGACACCAACCAAAUUGAUAUUAAACAUUACCAAAUUAUUCAAAAUGUCUUUGGAGUUAUUGUUUGUUGUGUCGUUGAAGAUUGAUGUUAGAAAAUCGGGUUAUUUUC